Spodoptera frugiperda (fall armyworm) is the source of this 3377-nucleotide messenger RNA. Its product is annotated as traB domain-containing protein. The transcript has 11 exons. NCBI's taxonomy places the organism in Eukaryota, Metazoa, Arthropoda, Insecta, Lepidoptera, Noctuidae. Bases 185 to 1384 code for a protein of 399 amino acids. The record is from RefSeq and is a predicted model, not a curated record.
UAAUAAUUAUUUGCUCAUUAAUUGGUAUCCCUAGAUUUGCUUUGCAUGGUGAAAAAUAGUAAAAAUGUUGAGUAAACCAAAAUAAAAAAAAACAAAUUCAGUUCAUUAUUUUUCAAGUAACUCUUUUCUAUUUUCGUGACUUUCAUCAGUUUAGAAUCUUUUCAAUAAGUAAUUCAAUAAUAAGAUGGAUGCUGCUGACCGUCUACUAAACAAUGAGAGACUAGGAGCACAUAGUUUAGAAGAGGACCAAUUAUUGAAGAAGCCACAGCCUGGAGUGAAGAGUGACUUAGUCAAUGAGUGUAAAGUGUUUAUAAAGGCAGAGGAUGGUAGUGGAGAUGCACAAGUAAAUACUUUUGCAGCUAUGAUACCAAAACAGUCAGUUUCAGACAACCCUAGUUUUGCCACUUCAACACCAGAUCCUAAAAAGGAAACACCUUCCGAUGAUCAUGUUAUCCUUGAUUCCAAUCCAGAAUGUGAUAUGGAGGAUGGUAUAUCUGAAUUGCCGACAGAUGAUGGCCUUCCAAGCACUGUCACAGUGCUGGAUGCUCCCGAUGGUGGGAAAGUGUAUUUAGUGGGUACUGCACACUUCAGUAUACAAUCUCAGGAGGAUGUAUCCAGAGUAAUACAAGAAGUAAACCCCCACAUAGUGAUGGUGGAGUUAUGUGAACAGAGAACUAAUAUUUUGUUAUUAGACGAAGAAGUCAUACUUAGAGAAGCUAAGAACAUUAACAUUAAAAAGAUAAGAGCGACAAUGGCUCAGAAUGGCGUAUUUAAUGGACUUAUGUACAUAUUGUUGUUAAAUAUGUCCGCACACAUCACUAGGGAGUUGGGUAUGGCUCCUGGUGGUGAAUUUAGGCGUGCAAUGGCUGAGGCUAAGAAAGUCCCCGGCUGCAUUGUACAGUUAGGUGACAGGGCAAUAGAUGUCACUCUGCACCGAGCUAUUGCUUCCUUGUCUUGGGGACAAACCAUUAGGUUCAUCUGGCAUUUGCUCACUUCAAACCAGACUAUAAGUUUGGAGGAAGUAGAAAAAUGUAAACAGAAGAAAAUGUUAGAAGAUAUGUUGGAGGAGAUGGCUGAGGAGUUCCCAGCAUUGAAGAGGGUGUUUGUUGUAGAGAGAGAUAUGUAUCUCUGUCAUUCCCUGCAAGUAGCUGCUUUGCAACCACGUCGUGAGCCUUGCCGCAUUGUGGGCGUUGUUGGUAUCGGCCACGUAGCAGGCAUCGUGGAACAUUGGGGCAAAAUCAAACCUCAAGACAUUCCGCCAUUGCUCCAGGUGCCGCCUCCGUCUCUUUCCACGCGUGUGAUUCGCGUCACGGUACGCGUGGCUUGUAUAGGCGCUCUGAUCUACGCUGGUUAUAAGCUCAGACCCCGGCGCUGGUUCCCUUGAUAACGAUAAAGUGCAAUUUGGUGACCAUAAUAAUAUGACUGUGGAUUGGCUGAUGCGUUGGUUAACUAUAAUAAGAAGUUAAUUUUGUGAUGUUUGGUUCUUUAUAAGGUCUUGCAAUAAAUAAUAAUUCUAUAAAUGCAAGUUGUUGUUAGAGAGAAUGUGAAUUAAGUUUACUGGAUUAUUGAAAAGGGCCAUGUUUGUUAGCAAACAAAUAUAUAUGUAUAAAUAAUAUUAUGAUAUCUAUGACAUUGUAUAUAAGGUGGUUUAUUGCUUGUAAGCGCUGAUACAUAGAAAUACUUUAUUCAAAAGCUUUGGCUUGAUUUUCUUUAUAUUUUAAGUAUUCACAGUUAUUUUAUGUCGACUGAAUUGAUUGAUUCGUCGUAUCAUUUGCAUUAUUAUAUCAUAAUAAUACCUUAUUGUUGCACAUAGUUUUACAAGUAAAAUACUUUUGUUGUUCCUGAUUCUAUGUUCAGUUUGCACUAGACUUAAAUAUUAAGGAUCAGUAUCCUUAGUACGAGUUUGCUAUUACGUUUAAAGUAAUCGAAACGAGAGCGUGGUCGGGGUUCUGAUUGGUUGGUUCAUUCGCACUGGCCAAUCAGAGCGUCGAACGCCCUCGUUUCGAUUUCGCUCAACGUAAAGCAAUAUCGUACUAAGGGUACAGUUUGGGACUUGUUAUUUGUGCGCCGCCCAUACAGUAUGGUCAUUAAAUAAAAGCUCAAGAAUAAUAAUUGAGGAUUGUAAAAAUGCCUUUCAUUUAUCUAUAUACUAUUUAUUAGGCUCUAGUAAAACAUGAUAAUUACAAUAAAUUAUAUUUAGAUUAAUGGUUCAUUGAUCUACAAAACGCACAGCUUACGCUUGCUCUAAGAUUUAAAACUCUCCACAAUAACAUGUAAUAAAGUAAUGUUUGAGUAUAUAACGGAAUAAUCAAGGUUUAAAGUGCUUAAAAGUACUUAAUAAAAUGGAUAGUCACACAGUCCCAUUUCUUGGAUCUGACCCUUACAUAUACAGGAAUAAUUUUAUCAAACUAACGUUAGUGUAGCGUUUGACGAGUCUUAAUUAUAAUAGUAAUAAAGGUGCUGAUGAACUUGAGCAUUCUUGCAAUAUUACAUUAUAAAAAUAAAACGAUAUUGAAGAAGGGCCAAAUUAAAUCUACCCUUUACUGACGAACAUGCAUGAAAAGACUGAUGACUGUUGAUGAAGCAGUAUGUAAGUAGUAGUAGUAAUUGGCGUUCCAUACAUACAUAACCUCACGCCUGUUCCCCAUGGGGGUAGGCAGAGACAAUGGAAGGCGAAUUAAACUGUCUGUUGUUUAUACUUCGAUAAAUUGAAAACGGCGAUUGCUCUAAUGCUCAGGAUUAUCAUCACCGUUGUGUCCGUUCCAUAAUAUUGUGUUAUUGAUGUUCUUGUCUAGAGUACCGUUUUAUGUCUUCUAAUUUAGUAAUGGCUGCAAUUAAGUUUGUCUUAAGAAUAAUAAAAUAAGACGUGAAAUUAAUUUCAGUAGGAAUUUUGACUGAGCUAUGGUUUUAGUGGUUUUAUAUUUUGUUGGAUAACGAUUACUAAGUCAAGAUAUUGCAAACGUAGCAAGGAUUUGAAAUUUGUCCUCCUAUGUUAUCUCGUUGUCAUUUCUAUGUAGUAUAUACGUAUGUAUGUAUGUAUGUAUGAAAAAAUGUUACGUUUCUACCGUGAGGAUAUCAAUUUCAAACCUUGCUAAUAAAAAAGUGUUCUAUGCGUGUUAGACCAAUUUUUAUGUAGUUAGUAUUGGUUUAAUAAAUAAAAAGGACUGUGAUAGAAAUUUAUAAAUAAAGUUUCCAUCCGUCUUAAAAAAUUAGGCCGAUAUAAUAUAUCAUAAUUUAUAUAUUAAAUUGACCUUGUAAUACUAAAUAAUGCAUUAUGAUUUUAGAGGUGCCUUUGGAAACCUCUGCUUUGUAGCUCAGUAACAUGAAAAAUAUUGUUCACAUUACCUAUAUUCAAUAAAGGAUAACCUAAAAUAAAA